AAUUCGGUUUUAUUUUUAGUUUAUACGCUUGCAGCACGUUCUUUCUCUUAGUUUUAUCCACCUCACGUCGCUUUACCGCAAUAGUCACUGAAAAUGCAGGACCCAAAUGAAGACACCGAGUGGAAUGAUGUGCUGCGGGCCAAAGGAAUCAUCGGGCCCAAGCAGAAGGAGGCCGAAAUCACAGAGGACCAGAUCCAAGCCCUGAUGGACGAUGCGAUACAGCGUCGCACAGACCUGCCACAGAGCGAGGGCCAGCGCGACAAGAAGAUCGACGACAUGUCGCUGGACGAGCUGGAUGAGCUGGAAGACUCGGAGGACGAGGCUGUGCUGGAGCAGUACCGACAGAAGCGCAUUGCGGAGAUGCGCGCCACCGCCGAGAAGGCCAGGUUUGGCAGCGUGCGCGAAAUCUCGGGACAGGACUAUGUCAGCGAGGUCACCAAGGCCGGCGAGGGUAUCUGGGUUGUGCUGCACCUGUACGCCAACGGCGUUCCGCUCUGCGCCCUCCUCCACCACCAUAUGCAGCAGCUGGCGGUGCGGUUCCCGCAGACAAAGUUCUUGCGCUCCGUUGCCACCACAUGCAUACCCAACUUCCCCGAGAAGAACCUGCCCACGAUAUUCAUCUACCACGAGGGCGCCAUGCGCAAGCAGUUCAUUGGCCCCCUGGAGCUGCGCGGAGAGAAGCUGACGGUUGAUGAGCUAGAGUUCAUGCUCGGCCAGGUGGGCGCCGUCUCCACCGAGAUAACCGAGGAUCCCAGGCCCCAGAUUAGGGACAAGUUGCUGGCUGAAUUGGAGGACAAGAGCUCGGACUUUUACUGACGCCCCUAAGUACCCCAUCCCCAUCCUCAUCCACUCAAACUAACUUCAGAGAUGAUCUGUGGGGCCGUCGUCUGGAGAUUUCUGUUGUAGCAUUUAUGUUUCGUUGCCGUCUUGUGCUUUUUCUUCGCCAAUAAACCUUUACUUUUCUACACGAA
Molecule: messenger RNA, 971 nt
Organism: Drosophila obscura
Lineage: Eukaryota; Metazoa; Arthropoda; Insecta; Diptera; Drosophilidae
Gene: viaf
Product: viral IAP-associated factor homolog
Exons: 2
Coding region: 94-816 (240 amino acids)
Biological process (GO): protein folding
Cellular component (GO): cytoplasm
Source: RefSeq, a predicted model, not a curated record